UCUGCUUCUAUGGACUCCUCACCAGCUUGUGUUUUCUAGGGAGCUGACCAAGUCACUCUUCCCAGGUGGAAGCUGCAGAUAUGGGGGCCCUUCUGUGGUCACUCCUGCUGCUGCUUCAUGAAGCCAAAGGGUUUUCUGGAGAUGAUGAGGACCCUGAGGAAGUGGUUGCUGUCCUUCAAGAGUCUGUCAACCUCUCUCUGGAAAUACCAUCCAAUGAAGAAAUUGACAACAUUAUCUGGUUCUCUCAAAAAAACCUUGCUACCGUGAUGCCAGGCAAAGAGGGGCAGCGAGUCGUCCUCAUGUCAGUGGAUCCUCGAUACCAGGGCAGAGUGAGCAUCCCAGAGUCCAGCUACUCCCUGUGUAUUAGCAAUCUGACCUGGGAGGACUCAGGGCCUUACCAAGCCAAAGUCAACCUGAAGACGUCCCAGCUCCUUAUCACGAAGUCUUACUAUCUCCAUGUCUAUCGGCGGCUGUCAAAGCCCCACAUCACUGUGAACUCUAACAUCUCAGAGGAAGGUACCUGCAACAUAUCUCUGACGUGCUCCACAGAGAGAGCAGGCAGGGACGUGACCUACAUCUGGCUUUCAUCACAGGACAACGCUAACACAUCCCAUGAAGGCUCUCUCCUCAGUACAUCCUGGAGGCCUGGCGACAAAGCCCUUUCCUAUACUUGCAGGGUCAGCAACCCCGUCAGCAACAUCAGUUCCCGUCCCAUCUCUGUUGGGUCCUUCUGUGCAGAUCCUGGAUAUCCGGAGAAGUCUUCAAUGUUCUGCUUCCUGGUCAAGAGCUUGUUCCUUCUCUUACUCUUGAUAAUUCUAGUUGUGGGAGUCUGCAUCUCCCAAGCCUGGAAAGAGUCUGAGAUGCCAAGGGAGAGGAAGCUCGAGAGAAACCGAAUGAAACUGAGGAAGAAGGGGAAGUCUAGCUCUACUCCAGUCUGAUUGGCCUUUGGGGUCCUCUUCUGAGUUUCAUUUCAGUCUUUAGAGAAAUUAUCUGGGGAAUUGGUGGGAGAGAUCAGAGUUGAACAUCUAAAAGGGCCAUAUUUCCUAAGAGACACCAUCUAGCAAUAAAAUCAAGUCUCUACCAGUA
Molecule: messenger RNA, 1086 nt
Organism: Rattus rattus (black rat)
Lineage: Eukaryota; Metazoa; Chordata; Mammalia; Rodentia; Muridae
Gene: Slamf9
Product: SLAM family member 9
Exons: 4
Coding region: 81-938 (285 amino acids)
Biological process (GO): T cell activation
Cellular component (GO): external side of plasma membrane
Source: RefSeq, a predicted model, not a curated record